Molecule: messenger RNA, 2544 nt
Organism: Styela clava
Lineage: Eukaryota; Metazoa; Chordata; Ascidiacea; Stolidobranchia; Styelidae
Molecular function (GO): calcium ion binding
Source: RefSeq, a predicted model, not a curated record
AUUUGAAGGUUGCUAUUUUAAGGACUGUAGAUAUGCGUCGGUCUCAUAUCGCCUAUUUCUUUGUAGUCAUUUGGAUUGCACUCAUCUUAAAGGGAGGAUAUUGUUACCUCGAUGGUACCUGCAGUGGAGCUGGAGGUACAUGUAUUGGUGAACCUAAUGCCGAUACAUGUUCUAAUCAAACUCCACCUGAGUGCAUUUGCAACAUAAAUUAUCACCCUGACGUAACUGCAACGAAUUGUGAACGCAAAGAAUGUUUCAGUGAUAAUCCUUCCAUUGAAUGUGGAGAAAAUACCGUUUGCGCCGUAAACAACAAAUGUAGCUGCGUUGCAAAUUACGUAGAAUCCGGAUUAGCAUGUGUGCAAAGGUCAUGUCAAACUAAUCAAAACUGCACAAGUUUCGACCCAAAUUCAUAUUGUGAAGAUAACUUAUGUGUUUGCAAAAAGAAUUUCGGCGGUUCCAACUCUACGGAAUGUUUGAGAAAUAUGUGUUUCAUGACUGAAGACUGUACGGAAAAUAAUUCGUACUGCAUUCAUAUGAAUUCUACAAAGCAAUGUCAAUGUGGAAAUUUGGCUGAGACUAACAUAAGUACCGGUGCCUGCAUGCCCAAGACGUGCACUUUUAUGACUGCCUCCUCAAUCUGUGGUGCCAAUUCGUACUGUUUGACUGGCUCUUCGAUCUGUGCAUGUCCCAUCAAUUUCGAACAAGGGAAAGCCUCAUGCGUUCCAAAAUCUUGUACAGAAGAUGAUAUCUCAAAAUGUGAUCCAAAUUCGGAGUGCCAAAACGGAAUGUGUGCAUGUGGAGUUGGGUUUAUUGCAUCUGAGAAUGAAUGCGUCGAUAUUGAUGAGUGCGUAAUAGGAUGGCAUACAUGCCAUGACGAUAGCAUCUGCACGAACACCAUUGGAAGUUUUACUUGCGAAUGUAUAUCUGGCUACGUUGGCGACGGCAUAACAUGUGAAGCUAUCAACUGCGGUCAUAUUGAUAUUAUAUAUGUCGUUGAUACAUCACAUUCAAAUGGAAAAUACAACAUUACGAAAAUAAAGAACGCUGCAUUGCCCAUGGCUCUUCAGACUCCAAGGAUUCUUGCAUCAAGAUUCCGCACAAAUACCCGAUAUUACGCAAUGGAUUAUUUUCAGCAAAUAACCCAGUCAAUUCAAAUGACAAUCAAAAGCCCAACGGCUGUUGGAAUCGGGGAAUAUUCUUCUUUUAUAUCACAAUCUACUACUGGUGAAACACAAAAUGGAAACAUCAUAGGAAUUUAUGAAGUCGAAGGCGUGAAAGCUUUAUUGAAGGCUGCAGACUAUCUCAUAGUAGGAAUAAAGAAAAGAAUGCUAGAAGGAAAUACAAUAUCGAGAGGGAAAUCUCUUUGCCAUCCCGAUGCAACUUGUACUAUAAACAAGGAUAUAAUGAAAUGUGAUUGUAAAUCUGGAUUCAUAGGAGAUGGUUUUGACUGUACAGAAAAUGUAUGGGAAUCGUGGGGAAAGUGGUCUUCGUGCUCCAGCUCCUGCAGUCCAGGUAUUCAAGUGCGGGAGAAAAUCCCUCUGAAGAAUGUAACCGCACCCACUAAAUCUUUGAAUGAGACAAAGUCAUGCAAUUUGGAUCUAUGCAAUAAAUACUCACCAGACAAACUAUCCUGCCUUGGCCAAGGAAGAAUACCAGCGCCGUGCAAACUUAGAGCAAUUAUUGAAAACAAAAGCAAUACGAACUUUCUUCUAGGGUCUACUGAAGAAAUAUACGAAUAUCAGGAUAAAAAAAUGAAAGUCAUUAAAUUCAAGUCGAAAGGAAUGAAUCUAAAAUUUGUGAACAUAGAGAAGAAAAGAGAAAAUUGAUCCGAUGAAUAUGUAAUUGAAACCGAAGAAUAACGUGGCGCUUUUAUCCUCCUGAAAUACCCGUAAAAUAUUAUCAUAAUAAAAGAUAAUUAUAUGAGUCUUUUUUACUGCAUUGCAUGUGUACAAGACAAAAUUCUUUCGUUCGGCAGAUAACUCAUAAUUUAAGCAUUUUUGUUCUAUAGACAUUUAUAUCGUUGAAAUAUCUUCGUCGAGAUUUUUCAUAACUUCUUUUUUGUUUCAAAAUAACGGACUGGGUUCGACCCAGUUAUUAUUUUUUGUUUCUAUUCUAAAUAUAGUCAUAUUGGCUUUUUUAUAAGAAUUCUCACAAUAUUUCACCUUGUUUCAGGUAAUCUCACUUCACAUAAUUCUUCACACAAAUAAUAUUAAACACAUUGGUCAAUUAGUUCACUAUCACUGCCUUAUAUAACACGGCCAUCAAGUAUUUUCUUUAAUAUUGGAAUAUUAGGACGAUUCACAACAAUGUAUUGUCAGAUGUCUAAGAACAAUCCAAAGCAGCCAAGAAAUCAUAUUUGUCUCUCAUAUGUAAAAUACCACGUCACAAUAAAUUCUAUUUUUCAUUAAAUUCAGUUUCCGUUCUGCAUAAAGUGAUUUUAACUUGAAAUAAUUAAAGAAAUUAUUAAAACAUAAAUGCAAGGUAAUAAAAUGCAUGUUUCAUUGUUUGUUUUAUUGAUGAUCAUAUUUUAAUACAAGGUUUACU